This is a messenger RNA of Peromyscus californicus insignis, 3379 nucleotides long. It is a transcript of the gene Nckipsd, whose product is annotated as NCK interacting protein with SH3 domain. The record is from RefSeq and is a predicted model, not a curated record. Gene Ontology annotation, biological process: endocytosis. Gene Ontology annotation, molecular function: protein binding; Arp2/3 complex binding. NCBI's taxonomy places the organism in Eukaryota, Metazoa, Chordata, Mammalia, Rodentia, Cricetidae. The transcript has 13 exons. The coding region runs from base 114 to 2258 and encodes 714 amino acids.
GUGUCACGGGGCGGGGCGGGGCGAGCGCAGCGCGGCGCGGCUCUCCGGGCCUGGCUUCCCGGCACCGCAACCUCCGUCUCGUACCGAGUACCGGCGCGGCCCGGUCAGGCCCCAUGUACCGCGCGCUGUAUGCGUUCCGCUCGGCGGAGCCCAACGCCAUGGCGUUCGCUGCGGGCGAGACCUUCCUGGUGUUGGAGCGCAGCAGCACGCACUGGUGGUUAGCCGCACGGGCGCGCAGUGGCGAGACGGGGUACGUGCCGCCUGCCUACCUGCAUCGUCUGCAGGGCAUGGAGCAAGAUGUCCUCCAAGCAAUUGACCGGGCCAUUGAGGCUGUGCACAACACAGCCAUGCGGGAAGGUGGCAAGUACAGCCUGGAGCAGCGUGGAGUCCUGCAGAAGCUGAUCUAUCACCGGAAAGAAACAUUGUCUCGAAGGGGUCCCUCAGCCUCCAGUGCUUCAGUUAUGACCUCAUCCACCAGUGACCACCAUUUGGAUGCUGCUGUAUCUAGGCAGCCCAAUGGGGUGUGUCGAGCUGGGUUUGAACGGCAGCACAGCCUGCCCAGUUCUGAGCAUCUUGGGACGGAUGGAGCCCUCUACCAGGUCCCACCACAGCCUCGCCGAGCAGCACCUGCCACCCCCCCCCCACCAGUGAAGCGCCGAGAUCGCGAGGCCCUGGUGAUCUCAGGGAGCGGUGGCCGCACCUCAAUACCCUCUGGGGGUAGUUCUAUGUCCAGUGGCUCAUCAGUCAGCAGCACCUCCAUGGACACACUCUGUACUGCUUCCAGCCCCUCUGAGCUGGGUCCCAGCUGCUCACCCACACCCCCACCUGUACCUCGCCGAGGUGCCCACACCACUGUGUCCCAGGUCCAGCCCUCUCCCUCCAAGGCACCAUCCCCUGAGCCCCCUGUAGAGGAGGUGGCAGCCGAUACAAACUCUGCCCCUGACGACCUGGAAGCGCUGGAUGCACUGAGCCUGGAGACCACAGAGGAGAAGCCAGCUGCUGAGAGAGUCGUGCCAAGGACCAUUGGGGCAGAGCUGAUGGAGCUCGUGCGGAGAAACACCGGCCUGAGUCAUGAAUUAUGUCGUGUGGCCAUCGGUGUCGUGGUGGGCCACAUACAGGCCUCCGUACCAGCCAGCUCACCCGUCAUGGAGCAGGUCCUCCUCUCGCUGGUGGAGGGCAAGGACCUGAGCACAGCCCUACCUUCAGGACAGAUCUGCCACGACCAGCAGAGACUCGAGGUGAUCUUUGCAGACCUAGCUCGAAGAAAGGACGACGCCCAGCAGCGCAGCUGGGCGCUGUAUGAGGACGAGGAUGUCAUCCGCUGCUAUUUGGAAGAACUAUUGCAUAUCCUGACUGAUGCAGACCCUGAAGUUUGCAAAAAAAUGUGCAAAAGGAAUGAGUUUGAGUCUGUCCUGGCCUUGGUGGCCUAUUACCAAAUGGAACACCGAGCGUCGCUGCGGCUGCUGCUCCUCAAAUGCUUCGGUGCCAUGUGCAGCCUAGAUGCAGCGAUCAUCUCCACACUUGUAUCAUCCGUGCUGCCUGUGGAAUUGGCACGAGACAUGCAGACCGACACACAGGACCACCAGAAGCUCUGCUACUCGGCUCUCGUCCUGGCCAUGGUCUUCUCCAUGGGAGAGGCAGUGCCCUAUGCACACUAUGAACACCUGGGCACACCCUUUGCCCAGUUUCUGCUAAGCAUCGUUGAGGACGGCCUUCCACUGGACACCGCAGAGCAGCUGCCAGACCUCUGCAUGAAUCUGCUUCUGGCUCUGAAUCUGCACCUGACAGCUCCUGACCAGAACGUCAUCAUGGCUGCCUUGAGCAAACACACCAAUGUUAAGAUCUUCUCCGAGAAGCUGCUUUUGCUUCUGAACAGAGGGGAUGAUCCUGUGCGUAUCUUCAAACAUGAGCCGCAGCCACCACACUCUGUCCUCAAGUUCCUGCAGGAUGUCUUCAGCAGCCCUGCCACUGCUUCCAUCUUCUACCACACAGACAUGAUGGCACUUAUUGACAUCACUGUGCGGCAGAUUGCGGACCUGUCACCUGGAGACAAGCUGCGCAUGGAGUACCUCUCCCUGAUGCAUGCUGUGGUUCGCUCCACACCCUACCUGCAGCACCGCCAUCGGCUGUCAGACCUGCAGGCUACGCUGCGGCGCAUCCUGGCCGAGGAAGAGGCCUCACCCCAGUGCCAGAUGGAUCGCAUGAUUGUCCAGGAGAUGUACAAGGAGUUCCCAGAACUGGGAGAGGUCCCCAGCUAGCACUUCUCUUUUCUCCCUUCUCUGCAGCCCUGGUCAGGGUGCAGGGAACUCAGGGGCUUUGCUCUAAGAAUGUUUUGCACAGACAUUAUGAGGGGAUAAAAAACUAGAAGGGACCGGAGCCGGGCCCCUUACCUGAAGUAGAGUCAGUGUAAGGGGCCAAGUGUAGGAUUGGGGACCACAGUCUGGGAACUAUAUUGGGGCAGAGGAAAUGUGCAAGCUGAAGACCCUCUGUUUGCUGAUAGGCUGCCUCUUCAGCAUGCCACCCAAUCCCCCAUACCCAUGUGCAUACCCAAAGUCCUGCUGCUGCUCCAGGCUGGGCCACCGCCAUCCCUACCCACUGCCUGGUCUGAGUCUUGAGCCUCAGUAAGCCAUGUCCUUAGGGUGAGGGGAGGCACCUCCCGCCAGCUCUGUUCUUUGCCUUAGCUUUGCAGUGAGUGUUGCUCAUGUGCAGCCCUUACCCCGUUAGGGACUGCUGUCCCCCGGACCCCUACUUUCAACCCCAGAGGCCUUGGCUAGGCUGCUGCCUUGAAAGCGGGAUCUUUGAGACAGGCCAUUCAUCCUGGAACCUCAUGGAACAGGAUGAUGGUGCUCAGAAAGCCAAUGACAGAAUCUAUUUUCUCUGGGAAAAAAAAAAAAAAAAAAAAAAGUAGACCGAAAGCCAUGUGUAUUUUCCUAUGUGCUACAGCUCUCCUUCAGAAAUAAAUUCCAGGCAUCAGGAAUCGGGCUUCCCUGUAUGAUCCUGGGGGCGGGGGGCGGUGUGAGUGGGGCAGAUGGGCCUCAGGACCUCACUGCUUCAGCUUAUACUGACAUCUGCAGUCCAAAGAAGUGAUGGGCCUUGACAAGACUGGCCUCUGUAGUCCUAAGGGUCCUAUCCAGCCUUCUAUGGCCCAGUCAACCAAGUGACCCUGGGACACACUUGUAGGUAUCUAUCUCUUGAGUUUCAUUUAUAUCUUUUUGCUGGCCAUGGUGGUGCACACCUUUAAUUCUAGCACUUGGGAGGCAGAAGCAGAUGGAUACCCACAAUCAGCCUAGUUUACAUAGUUCCAGGCCAGCCAGGGCUACAUAGUGAGAUCUUGUCUCACCAGAAAUGAAAAAUAAAGUUAUCUAGUCCUGCACAGUUA